GGACUCUUGUGGGGCAGUUGGCCGCUCUACUUGGUUCUCUCUGCUCGGAGCAACGACGCCUCAGACGACCCACCGGAGCCUCCGCCGACCCGCCCGGCAUGGCCAUGCAGCCGCUGCUCAAGGUCUACGGCGACCGCCGGUCGCAGCCCACCCGCGCCAUAAUCAUCUUCUGCAGGGUAAACCGGAUCGAUUUCGAGGAGGUCAAGGUGGAUCUGUUCAAGCGCGAGCACCUGUCGCCUGAGUUCAAGAAGAUAAACCCAAUGGGACAAGUGCCAGCAAUCGUUGACGGACGAUUCAGAUUGUUUGAAAGUCAUGCCAUUCUGAGGUAUCUUGCAACAGUGUUCCCUGGAGUUGCAGAUCACUGGUAUCCUGCAGACCUGUUUACCAGAGCCAAAAUUGAGGCCGUUUUGGAUUGGCAUCACACAAAUUUGCGUCGUGGUGCAGCAACAUACGUACUGAACACUGUGUUGGCUCCUUCUCUUGGACUUCCGUCAAGCCCUGAGGCUGCAAAAGAAGCAGAGAAAUUAUUGUUCCGGUCCCUGAGAUUGAUUGAAUCUAUGUGGCUCAAAGGUGAUGCGAAGUUCUUAAUGGGAAACCCUCAGCUAUCAAUUGCAGAUCUUAGCCUUGUUUGUGAGAUAAUGCAAUUGGAGGUGCUCGGUGAUACUGAACGCGACAGAAUUCUUGGACCUCAUGAGAAAAUCCGCAGUUGGAUUCAGAAUGUAAAGAAAGCCACAAGCCCUCACUUUGAGGAAGUCCAUGAGCUAAUUUUGAAGGCGAAGGAACAUACGGCUGCAAAGCUGAGAUCUGGGCCAAGCAUUGAUUUGAAGGCAGCAUCAAAACUCUGAGGCUACUAUCAUAUAUAGCAGCAGUGCCCACGCUGAACAGCAGGAAAGUAAUUAUGCAAGGAAAAAUGGUAUACUGUUUUUGAUAAAGGAAGCUUUGUUGAUUUUAAAAAAUUACAUCAAAGAUGAUGCAAUUACUCUAAGACCACUCCCACCCUCUGCAGGGAACGAAGAAACUGUUUUGAUCUAUUUCCACAUUUCUGUUAAGAUAAACAGUUCCAUGUAUAAACUAUUAUAUAUCUGUUGUAAAUUUUGGGCAAUGCACCUGACUGUUCCAACAUGUAACGUUACAUAUUUUUUUUUAGAUUAAAAAAACAGUGGCGUUUGAAGAUUUUACUCAAGAAGAGGGAUUGCAUAUACGUUU
Messenger RNA from Oryza brachyantha (malo sina), 1206 nucleotides. RefSeq names its product glutathione S-transferase T1. The record is from RefSeq and is a predicted model, not a curated record. NCBI's taxonomy places the organism in Eukaryota, Viridiplantae, Streptophyta, Magnoliopsida, Poales, Poaceae. The coding region runs from base 99 to 845 and encodes 248 amino acids. The transcript is spliced from 7 exons.